AUGGCGAGCCCACUGCCCCUCGUCCUGCUCAGCGCCUCCCUGGCCGGCCUCCUGCUGCCCGGGGGAAGCGUGUUCCUCAGCCGGGAGCAGGCCAACCACGUGCUGGUGAGGGCCAGGAGGGCGAACUCAUUUUUAGAAGAGCUUAAGAGAGGAAACAUAGAGAGAGAGUGCCUGGAAGAGAUGUGCUCCUACGAGGAGGCCCGGGAAGUCUUCGAGGACAAGGAGAGGACGAAUGAAUUCUGGAAUAAACACACAGAUGGCGACCAGUGUGAAAGCAAUCCUUGCCAGAAUCAGGGCAAAUGUAAAGACGGCCUCGGAGAAUACGUAUGCACCUGUUUGGAAGGAUUUGAAGGCAAAAACUGUGAAUUACUCACACGGAAACUCUGCAGCCUGGACAACGGAGACUGUGACCAGUUCUGUCAUGAAGAGCAGAACUCCGUGGUGUGUUCCUGCGCCAGUGGGUACACCUUGGGGGACGACGGCAAGUCCUGCGUCUCCACAGAACUCUUCCCCUGCGGGAAAAUGACCAUGGGGCGCAGGAAGAGGUCAGUGGCCCAGGACACCAACAGCCCUCUGGAAACUGCCGUGCUGGAGCUGUACGAUCCAGGCGACCUGGCCCCCACCGAGAACCCUUUCAACCUGCUUGACCUCAACCAGACGUACCCCGAGGAGUAUACCAACGACAACACCCGCAUCGUGGGCGGCCGGGAAUGCAAAGACGGGGAGUGUCCCUGGCAGGCUCUUCUCAUCAACGAGGAGAAUGAAGGCUUCUGCGGAGGCACCAUCCUGACUGAGUUCCACGUCCUCACCGCAGCCCACUGUCUAAACCAGGCCAAGAGAUUCAAGGGGACCGGAACACGGAGGAGGAGGAAGGCAACGAGGCCGAGCACGAGGUGGAGAUGA
Messenger RNA from Cynocephalus volans (Philippine flying lemur), 903 nucleotides. It is a transcript of the gene F10, whose product is annotated as coagulation factor X. Gene Ontology annotation, cellular component: extracellular region. Gene Ontology annotation, molecular function: serine-type endopeptidase activity; calcium ion binding. Gene Ontology annotation, biological process: proteolysis; blood coagulation; positive regulation of leukocyte chemotaxis. The transcript has 8 exons. Bases 1 to 903 code for a protein of 300 amino acids. Lineage: Eukaryota; Metazoa; Chordata; Mammalia; Dermoptera; Cynocephalidae. The record is from RefSeq and is a predicted model, not a curated record.